CGUGGCCUCACACAACCAAAUUGGGGGUGGGGACCAUUGUGGAGGGGGUCGAACCCAAGCGAAUACCAGUUCUUGGUGGCAGUCAUAUCCGACCUCCUAUCACCCUCCAAGCGUUCCCCUCGACCUCCGCCGCCACCGCUCCGCUGCUCGGACUCUCCCGUCGCUCAAGUACGCCGGCGGCUCGACAGCGGCUCCUCGGGAAAAGAAGAGUAAAACACGAAACAAUAAACUUGAAUAUGAGCUCCACUAUAGGUGGAUCGGUAUCCGUGGAAUUUGGAUGCCUUCGGAAGUAUGAGGUGAGGAGAUUGAGCACAAGGCAGGGGAGUGGUCGCAUGUUGUCCAUCAGAGCAUCUGUGGUUUCAUCUCCUGAUACCUUGGAACUUUCAAAGGCAAAUGCAAAACAAGCAGAGAAGAUGGUCCGUGUUGGAGUCUUGGGGGCCAGUGGAUAUACUGGGGCUGAGAUUGUCCGACUCCUAGCAAACCAUCCACAUUUUGGUAUCACACUAAUGACUGCUGAUAGAAAAGCAGGCCAAUCAAUUGGAUCCGUAUUUCCUCACUUGAUCACGCAGGACUUGCCUAAUAUGGUAGCAGUUAAAGAUGCUGAUUUUUCCAAUGUGGAUGCUGUAUUUUGUUGUUUGCCGCAUGGAACAACACAGGAAAUUAUUAAAGGCCUCCCCAAGGGUCUUAAGAUUGUUGAUCUCUCUGCGGAUUUUCGGUUGCGUGACGUCAAUGAAUAUGAAGAAUGGUAUGGUCUGCCUCAUAAAGCAUCUGAGUUGCAGAAAGAAGCUGUAUAUGGGUUGACAGAGGUUUUGAGGGGUGAAAUCCAAAAUGCACGACUAGUUGCAAAUCCUGGUUGUUACCCAACAUCCAUUCAACUUCCUCUCAUUCCAUUGAUCAAGGCUCAUCUAAUAGAACUGAGGAAUAUCAUUAUUGAUGCAAAGUCUGGUGUUAGUGGUGCAGGACGUGGAGCUAAGGAGGCUCAUCUUUACACUGAAAUAGCUGAAGGCCUUCAUUCUUAUGGGAUCACCAAGCACCGACAUGUUCCUGAAAUCGAACAAGGACUCUCUGAUGCUUCAAAUUCUAAAAUAACUGUUAGCUUCACUCCUCACUUGAUGCCUAUGAGCCGUGGGAUGCAAUCAACCAUAUAUGUUGAAAUGGCUCCUGGGGUAAAUAUCGAUGAUUUGUAUGAACAUUUGAACAAUACUUAUCAGACUGAAGAAUUUGUUAGAUUGUUGGAGAAAGGAGUUGUGCCCCACACACGUCAUGUCCGAGGUUCAAACUACUGCUUGAUGAAUGUCUUCCAAGAUCGGAUUCCUGGGAGAGCGAUCAUAAUCUCGGUUAUUGAUAACUUAGUAAAAGGAGCUUCCGGGCAAGCCCUGCAGAAUCUUAACUUGAUGAUGGGAUUUCCAGAGGACACAGGGCUGCAGUACCAGCCACUGUUUCCUUAAGAGUAACUUGCAUGCCUGAGGUAUAAUCCGAGCCCCCCAAAGUUAUCUAAAUUCUAUUUCAAAGGACCUUCUUGUUUGAGCAGUUCAUUAGAAUCUAACUUGCGCCUGUGAGCUGAACAUACAAGUUGAUUGAACAUGCAGGAGAGAAUUGAUGCUUCUUAUAUACUUGGCUGCAUGUAACUUUGUAAGUUAUUUGCCAUGCAACUGGUUGGCAGUUGGCAUUGCCUUGCUACAUUUAAUCAUUUUUGUAGUACUUUGGUUCCCUAAGCAUGCAUCUGAUUAGUGAUCUAA
Molecule: messenger RNA, 1739 nt
Organism: Musa acuminata subsp. malaccensis (wild Malaysian banana)
Lineage: Eukaryota; Viridiplantae; Streptophyta; Magnoliopsida; Zingiberales; Musaceae
Product: probable N-acetyl-gamma-glutamyl-phosphate reductase, chloroplastic
Biological process (GO): L-arginine biosynthetic process
Molecular function (GO): N-acetyl-gamma-glutamyl-phosphate reductase (NADP+) activity; NAD binding; NADP+ binding
Source: RefSeq, a predicted model, not a curated record